GUCCCAUGAGAAGUACCAUGAGGAGAUGGACAGUGAGUAACAGUGUGUCUGCAUGCUGGUCGGUGUGUGUCGUCUAUCUUCUCGCAGUCUCCGUGAUCUUCGCGUCCAGCGUCACCUGUCGCAGCGCAUGUCCCGUGCAGCGGGCGCUCAGGGUCGCCAACUCCUCGCCCGCCUCCACCUCCGGCCGGCAUGUGCGCAGCUACGUGCACCUCCAGGGAGACGUGCGCCAGCGGAAACUCUUCUCUUUCCAGAAGUUCUUCCUUAGGAUCGGGAAAGACGGCAGAGUCAACGGCACCAAGAGCAAAGACGAUCCCUACACAUUACUCUACAUCCGAGUCAGAAACAGAGCAGCUACUGUUAGUCUGCAGGCAGAGUUUCAUGAAUGGCGUGAUGUGAAUAUCGCCAGCGACACAUCAAAGUCCACUAUCAUGUCUUCAAACAUCCUCUUUGUAGUUGUCGCAGGAAGCAGUCAGGAUGCUUCAGGCAUGAGCCGGACGUACGGGAGACCACCACCAAGAAACUAUGGUAUAAACUGCCGUCUGAAGGAGCGCAUCGAGGAGAACGGGUAUAACACAUACGCAUCCGCGGAGUGGAGGAACAAGAAGCGCCAGAUGUUUGUAGGUCUGAGUGCUCAUGGAAGGCCUCUGCGCGGGAGAAAAACCCGCAGGAAGAACACAGCUACACACUUCUUACCCAUACUGGUGUGACUUUUGUUCAUAAUGCUGACGGGACGGAGAGAGCUCGGUGAUAAAGACUUUGUCCACACGUGACUCUCUGUAGCGGCUGCGCUCCUUUCAGACGGUUCAGUGUUUGCUCUUUGGUUCAUGGCCCUAGAUGAAACUUAUCCCCAUGCCAGUUGAUAUUAAGUGGUAAACAUUCGUGAAUGCAGGCUUUCAUUUCCAUUGUGCAUCAUUCCAGUAAUCUAAAAUGAUGGAUUAUGUGUGCAAGAGUUUUCUCUUUAAUAGGAUCAUGUGCUUAAGAACGUCUGCUUUCAUUUCUUUCUAAUGGACAUGAAGAUCUUGUAGGAGCGGCUCUGAGGAGAAAGAGAUAGUGGGGAUGUAUAUGGGAAAUUUAUAUCUUCUGAAAACUGUUUUGGACUGCUUUGAAAUAAUUAAAUUAUUUAUUUGUAUUGUAUUU
This is a messenger RNA of Sinocyclocheilus rhinocerous, 1137 nucleotides long. Its product is annotated as fibroblast growth factor 10. Gene Ontology annotation, molecular function: growth factor activity. The record is from RefSeq and is a predicted model, not a curated record. The coding region runs from base 6 to 707 and encodes 233 amino acids. The transcript is spliced from 4 exons. NCBI's taxonomy places the organism in Eukaryota, Metazoa, Chordata, Actinopteri, Cypriniformes, Cyprinidae.